Molecule: messenger RNA, 2893 nt
Organism: Aethina tumida (small hive beetle)
Lineage: Eukaryota; Metazoa; Arthropoda; Insecta; Coleoptera; Nitidulidae
Gene: Rhp
Product: rhophilin-2-like
Exons: 8
Coding region: 265-2250 (661 amino acids)
Biological process (GO): negative regulation of stress fiber assembly; signal transduction
Molecular function (GO): protein binding
Source: RefSeq, a predicted model, not a curated record
CCAUUGUCGGUCGCGCGGCCUGACAAUUCACACGGUCUACGGCGCGCCGAUUUCGAACUGGGUCGCGGCUAAUCGAAUCCGCCACUUUGUUUAUGUUCGAGUGCGUUCAGUUUCGGUUUUCGUUGUGUCCAAUAUCUGCGAGCUGAGCGUUCGCCCGUUGUUUAUUUAUUUAUACGUUAAUCUGGUGGUUUUUUUUUAUUAUUUUGGUGCAUGUGCGGGGUGGUUUUUGGCGAUUAACGAAGUUGUGCCGACUACGAUGACAACAUGUGCGACAAGGAUAAAGACAAUAUUUACAUAGAGGAUUGUGAGGACUUGCCGAGGAAACCGUUCAUAAGGGGUUCCGAUCCACGAGUGGCGACAUGUCGGGGCAAGCUGCAGAACCGCCGUUCCAAGCUCAACCAGGAGAUCAACAAGGAGCUGCGGCUCCGUGCCGGUGCCGAGAACCUUUUCAAAGCCACCACCAACCGAAAACUUAAGGAGACGGUCGCCCUCGAACUGAGCUUCGUCAACUCCAAUCUGCAGUUGCUCAAAGAACAGCUGGCCGAACUCAAUUCGUCUGUGGAGCUGUAUCAAAGUGACAGCACUGAUGCUGUGAUACCUAUGAUACCUUUGGGACUAAAGGAAACAAAAGAAAUCGAUUUCCGAGAACCUUUCAAGGAUUUCAUCCUGGAACAUUACAGUGAAGAUGCCAACGUGUACGAAGAUGCGAUCGCCGACUUCAUGGACACCAGGCAGGCGAUGAGAACACCCCUGAGGGAUAAUUCGGGCAUAGGUUUACUGUUUCGAUACUACAACCAAUUAUACUUCGUAGAAAGAAGGUUCUUCCCACCCGACAGGUCUCUGGGGAUCUACUUCGAGUGGUUCGAUUCAUUAACAGGUGUGCCAUCUUGUCAGAGGACUGUUGCCUUCGAAAAAGCCUGCGUUUUGUUCAACAUGGGGGCUGUCUAUACGCAAAUUGGUGCUAAGCAAGACCGGUCCACGACAAAAGGCCUGGAUGCUGCUGUGGAUAGUUUCCUUAGGGCAGCCGGUACUUUUCGGUACAUACACGAAAACUUUACCAACGCCCCUUCUAUGGACCUGGGACCUGAAAUGUUGGAGAUGCUCGUUCAACUCAUGCUGGCACAAGCUCGAGAAUGUCUGUUGGAAAAACUACAGUUACAGUCAGAAGACAACAGAUCACUAGACAUCUGCCUCGACUUGGCUCAGGAAGCAUCACAACUCGCCGACUGUUACAGUCAAGUGUAUCAGCUGAUAUCUCACGAGUCGGUUCAUGAUUACGUACCCUACAGUUGGAUAUCACUUAUCCAAGUGAAAAGAGAAUAUUAUACAGGCAUGGCACAUUUUCACUCGGCACAGGGCGUCCUCCACAAGGACGCGACAAAACCUUCGGCGAAUAAAACAAUGCAGUACGUAGAAGAUCUGACUUCCCAAUCCGAUUUGAGAUUACCCAAAGAUGAAGCAGAAAGAAGAAUUUUAGCCAAGGCUCAUUUAAGAGAAGCGCUGGUGCUGCACGAAGAGUGUCAAAGGUUACACCGCAUGUGCCGCGAAUUGAAGGGAAAGCACGCGCUGACUGCCGUGCUGAAGAAUGCUCACAAAACGGCGAUGCAAGUCUACUCGCCGCUGGACAAGGAGGACGACUUCACUGAAAUGUUGGAUGCGCCAUUAGUACAAGCUGCCACUAAGUUCCAGUUGUCUUUGACGCCACCGGACUUUGCACAAUACAGAGUAAACGAUUUGUUCAGAGGAUUGGGUCCUAUUGCAAUUUUCUCCGCCAAAAGACAUUGGACUGCACCUAGAUUAGUGCAACUGCACAGAGGCAGAACUUCAGAUGGAUUCGGUUUUUCGGUCAGAGGAGACGCACCCGUUAUUGUGGCCAUCGUCGAAUCCAACUCAUUGGCCGAAUUUGGAGGCGUUAAGGAAGGCGACUUCAUCGUAUCAAUUAGCGACAGAGACGUGAAGUGGUCAUCUCACGAUGAGGUGGUUACACUUAUAAAAAACGCCGGGGAUUCCUUAAGCCUAAAAAUUGUGACCCCUAUGGACAGAAAUUACUUAAAGCCGUCGAAGUCGAAUAACAGCAAGGGGUCGGUCUCUACGCAUAGCAGCAGUUCGGGAGUAUCAAGUGGCAUGUCUAGUCCUUCAGGAUCCAUGGCUCAACACAACAGCAACAAACGAUUGAAUUGGAACCCGUUCAAGAGGCACUCUUCGUCUAGAGAAGGAAAAGACUUUUUCGAGAACGUUAUCCUUAGAUAGAUCAUAAUACUAUCUAUAUAUUUAUCUACUUAAAUUAUUCUACUUUACCUGGUUCUGUUUUGGUAAUUUUAGUUUCUUCUAGUAUUUCUGGAGAUUUCCUCGUAUAGUAAAUGUUAUUCUAGAUAUACACUAUUCUUAAUUAUUGUGUAUUUGUUUUCAAGAAAUGAACGAUUCUCAAACUCAAUAUUUUCUACGCUAUUGGGUUUCGAGAUGCCCUUGGUUUAUUUUAAAUAACACAUUAACUGUUUUAUUUAAAGUAAAAUGACCUGUGUUUUCUACAAUCUUAACGCAUUAUAAAUGAGAAAUAUCCAUUUUCCAGUAACUAACAGUAAUAACGCUAAAUUGAUUGUAUAGUUAUUAUUUAUUAAGUUGCUAGUUUUGGACUUAUUUAGAUUAUAAGUCGAAGUACUGAAUAGUGUAUGAUAUUAUAGACGUUAUUUUUCUAUUAUAGGUAUUAACAACAAUAAUAGUCACGCUGUUAAUUAUUUAUGUUAUUAUUUUAUAUAUUUUAAUGUUAGCUUCUUUGAUUCGCGGAGAGUUUUUUCGUUGGAAAAUAUUUUAGUUGUGCUAAAAUAUUUGUAUAUGUUUGAUUGUUAUUUUGUUAUGUAUAGAUAUAUUUAUGUAAAUAAACAAUAAAUUAUAA